GUACGCUAUCCGGAUCCUUAUCUUCUUAUAGCAGGCUGCAUCGAUAGUUUCAAUCGGUAGUCAAUAUACGAGAUAUAUUACCAAUACUUGGAGAUAUAACUUAUUAUGCAGACCAUGAUUAUGAAGUUCCCAUAUUAAUCAUACCACUGCCUAUCAUUGCACCUCACAAGCCAGCCUUGGUAGCAUAGCCCAUACCGUCGCAACUGGUGGAACUAAGCUCCGGCAAAGCAGUCGAAAUGGGCUCAGCAUCAAGCUUCGCCAAGACCAUUGUCAUCCCAGCUGCCAUCUCCCUGGCGCUCUACCUUCUCUUGUCGUUCCUUAUAAUCCCUUUCUUCCGUCGCUAUCACCAACGAUAUUCACAAUAUCUUCCCUUACACACCAUCUCUGCACAUACUUCUACACUACGGGACCGUAUCGCUGAUGCAAUGAUGCGUCUAUUCCUACCGGCAGCAUGGCGACAACAAGCACGGUUUGACGACCAACACGAUAACAUUAGUAUCUUUGACGAAGAAGGAGAGAUCAUGGUCGGGAUGGAUAUGGAUCCUGCACGAAGGGAGGCCCUGGAACGACGGCGCAGUACUGUUGCCGAAGCAGAAAGUCGACUCAGUCGUGAGCUAGAAGAAGGGUUUAUGGACGACAGUGAUGAAGAGGGAGAUGGUCGACAAGGUUCAAGAGGGCAUUGAUAAUUCUUUCGUAGACAUUUACAGGUCCGUAUGGCGUCUGGAACGGUUUAAACAAGAGCAAUACCUGCGACCACGUCCGCUGCACCAACUAUCAUCUCCAACGUACCCUUUCUGUAUUUCGUGACAAUCUGAUUCCAGGCCGUAAGCUAGCCUUGUAGACGACACUUCCCGGACCUAGCGGAAAGUAGUAUUCGGUAUGCCCUGCCAAGGGAACGUCAAUCGCAAUACAACUUGAGAUAAGGCCAUUCAUUCCAUUAACGCCGCGCCAUAGCAUCGGUGGCCCAUAAUAUGUAGUAGGUACCACUGAUACUAUAUAGUGAGCGAAGAGAAUAGAA
Molecule: messenger RNA, 1018 nt
Organism: Aspergillus caelatus
Lineage: Eukaryota; Fungi; Ascomycota; Eurotiomycetes; Eurotiales; Aspergillaceae
Exons: 2
Coding region: 237-683 (148 amino acids)
Source: RefSeq, a predicted model, not a curated record